This is a messenger RNA of Conger conger (European conger), 1297 nucleotides long. RefSeq names its product solute carrier family 25 member 27 (gene slc25a27). The transcript has 9 exons. Gene Ontology annotation, cellular component: mitochondrial membrane. Gene Ontology annotation, biological process: response to cold; mitochondrial transport. NCBI's taxonomy places the organism in Eukaryota, Metazoa, Chordata, Actinopteri, Anguilliformes, Congridae. The coding region runs from base 250 to 1212 and encodes 320 amino acids. The record is from RefSeq and is a predicted model, not a curated record.
CAUAAAAAACUGAAAAGAAGAAAACCCCUUUCGUCUCUUAUCCAAAGGACGGAGUCCAAUGAAAGUAAACAGUGCAGCGUGCUUUUUACAGCCGCGUCCCUCAUUUGUUCACUAGGUCUGAGGUGAUCUUGAGUGAGAAUUCUGUUUCUUAUGUUUGUCAUAAUGUUAUAGUUUAUGUCGAAAACAACUAUCCAAAGGGCGCGUUCUACCGAAUCUAGUGUUAGCUUGCUUAAUCGUUAGGCUUUCGGAAUGGGACAUAAACAAGAAAAUAACAGUAUUUUUUCGAAGUGGCCGCGGUCGACGAAGUUCGCCUUGUCUGCUUGUGCAGCUGCUGUUGCUGAAAUAGUUACAUUCCCGCUGGACUUGACGAAAACCAGGCUUCAGAUCCAAGGUGAGGUUGCCCUUGGUAAACAUGCGAACGGAGGCAACGGUCAGAUGGUGUACCGGGGGAUGCUGCGCACUGCCAUCGGGAUUGUGCGUGAAGAGGGCCCACUGAAGCUAUGGCAGGGUGUCACACCGGCCAUCUACAGACAUAUAGUGUAUUCGGGGGUGCGGAUGGUCGCCUACGAACAGCUUCGGGAUUCGGUGCUGGGCAGAAGAGCGGACGCCAGCUUUCCGUUUUGGAAAGCCGUGGUGGGGGGUAUGGUUGCGGGGGCUGUGGGCCAGUUCAUGGCCAGCCCCACGGACCUGGUGAAGGUGCAGAUGCAGAUGGAGGGCAGGCGCAGACUGGAGGGGAAGCCCCCUCGGGUGCAUGGCGUCUACCACGCUUUCCUGAAAAUCGUCUCUGAGGGAGGGAUCCGAGGCCUGUGGGCAGGGUGGGUCCCCAAUGUGCAAAGGGCUGCCCUGGUCAAUUUAGGAGAUCUUACGACAUACGACACAGUGAAGCACUUCUUACUGAGAAAUACCUCUCUCCAAGACAACAGUCUCUGUCAUGCUUUGGCAAGUACUUGCUCAGGUUUGGUUGCAGCCACCAUGGGCACGCCUGCUGAUGUAGUUAAAACAAGAAUCAUGAACCAACCAAGAGACAGCAAUGGCAGAGGGAUUCUGUACAAGUCCUCAACUGACUGUCUAAUACAGUCUGUAAAAGGGGAGGGACUGAAGUCUCUGUAUAAAGGAUUUCUUCCCACAUGGAUGAGAAUGGCUCCUUGGUCGAUGACAUUUUGGCUGACCUUUGAACAAAUCAGAAGAGCUUUAGGCGUCAGCUCAUUUUAAGUGCCGUUUGUGGACGUUGUUGAAUUGUGCAGUCCCAAUAUUAGUCACUAUCUGUCAAAUGACAAGUGAUGCAAUGAACAUAUGA